Molecule: messenger RNA, 2122 nt
Organism: Drosophila grimshawi
Lineage: Eukaryota; Metazoa; Arthropoda; Insecta; Diptera; Drosophilidae
Product: PC4 and SFRS1-interacting protein
Exons: 3
Coding region: 220-1728 (502 amino acids)
Biological process (GO): regulation of transcription by RNA polymerase II
Cellular component (GO): nucleus
Molecular function (GO): double-stranded DNA binding; transcription coregulator activity
Source: RefSeq, a predicted model, not a curated record
GUUUGUGAGUCUGUUAGGCAGGCAAAAGACAGCUGAUCCAAUCAUCGUGUGUACAGCCAUAAGAAAUUGUGAAUAAGACAGAGAAUACCGAAUGCUAAAGAAGAAGAGCAAAGCGCGAGUUUCUUGUGAAUGAGAGGAAUAGCAGCCGACGCCAACUGGCCUCAAGUAACAAAUACAUAUUUCCCACAAAUUCGAAUCAAAUAUUAAAAGCACCACAAUAUGGGCAAGGAAAAGGCUGGCAAACAGUUCAACAUUGGCGACUUGGUGUUCGCCAAAGUGAAGGGCUAUCCAGCAUGGCCAGCAAAGAUCACCAAGUACAACAGCAAAAAAUACAAUGUUUACUUUUACGGCACGGGCGAGACGGCCAACAUUAAAUUGGAAGAUCUCUUUACCUAUGCGGACAACAAGGAAAAGUUUGCCCAUCCCAAGAACAUGAAGCGGGCCAAAUUCAGCGAAGCCAUCGAUCAAAUUGAGAGCGCUCUGCGUGGCGAGGACUCGGCACCAAUCGAUAUGCCAACCGCCGACGAGGGCAACAUUAGCACAAUGGCUGACGGUGGCGAGGUGCCGACAUCGGAUGCUGGUGCCGCUGCAGAAGCUGAAAGAGCAGCCGAAGCUGGAUUCGCACCAGAUGCUGUUCUCGAAGGUGCAGCCGCAAGCAGAGAAGCAGAAGCAGAGGCAGCAGCCGCAGCAGCUGCUUCCAUCGACGAGAAGAAAAGAGGAGCAAGGAAGACGAGGGCACCGCCACGCCAUGUUGACGGCGAUACAGAGGGAACGAGCACCGAUGCCAUGGACGACAUACCACCGCCGCAAAAGAGACGUGUUCCACCCGAAGGCAUCGCAACCACAACAGCAACAACAUCAAACACUAAAAAGGCGGUGAAGAAAUCGAAGCCAACAGCAGCCGUGACUCCAAUGCAGAAGCGUUCGCGCCAAGCCAACGCUAACAAGAUCCAUAAGAUACACAAUGAUUUGCUCAUGGUAUACAUGCCAACCGCAAAGUGCUUGGGCAUUAAUUUGAACUACAACAAACCGGCUAGUUUUGAGAGCCCAGUUGCAGAACAGAACUGGCAUGAGAAGUCGCGCAAGGAAGCGCUCGAGCUGAAGAUGAAAUUGGAGUCUGCACAGAUCGAUCCCGAAUCCUUGCCCGAGCGCAUUGUAAUUGAGCCCGUGCGCAGUGAGAUACCCAAGCAGGAGGCUGCCCGAUUUAUAGAGGAGCUGAUCGACCAGGAGGAUGCCUUGUUUAUGGAACGCGACUUCAUUCAACUUUCGCAGCAGCUGCGAGAGUGUUUGGGAUUGCGUCGGGCCAAUGUGGGCCGCUGCCUGGAGAUACUCCAGCAGCUCAAGGAUGUUGAGCUAAAUAAAUUAAUGCUGUUGCGCAAUCCGGAAUGCGUAGAUAUCAUGCGUCGAUUGCGACGUUAUGUUGGCAACUUGGACCUGUGGAAAAUGGAUAAAAAUGAUGAGGAAGAAUUCAAAGAGAGGGCGACUAUUAUCCGGGAAGUGUCGACGGGCAUUUAUGAUACGUUCAAGACGCUCUUCAACACCGACACCGAUCCCGAGGAGAACUUCUGGAUUGAGUUCUGCGAGAAGGUGAAGGUCUACAAGGCCUACACGACCAGAAUCAAUGACAAUCUGCGCGUUACAAUGAGCCAGCGCAGCUACGAUAAUCUGGUUAAGACAAAGAAGGAGGCCGCCGUGGCAACGAAAUCUACGGAAGUUGCUCAAAACUAAACUGGCAAAUAAUAAUUUAAAGUUCGCCGUCUUAUUCUAGAAGUCUAAAUAAGUUAAUAUUAAGAUUAAAACCGCCGCCCGAGCGGGGGGCGAUAAUUGUGAAGUCUUGCAUCAUCCCAAAAACCUAGAAGCAUGAAACUGACACACAUCGGACAUACUGUUUUGCUUUUUGAGUAGCUAUACUCUUUAUAUAUAUAAACAUCUACGGGCGCUUAAAUCCAAUAUGAUUUAUAUAAACCAUUUUGCAAGCACUUCGUUUACGAGCUGCAUCAGCAAACCCACAACAGUUCUUAAAUACAAUUAAUAUAGUUUACAAUGUUGCACACAUAAUUAUGAAGAUAUGUGUUUUAUGAUUCAUUAAAGAAAAAUAAACUCUUGACGUAUUUAGCUGAAA